Molecule: messenger RNA, 524 nt
Organism: Oppia nitens
Lineage: Eukaryota; Metazoa; Arthropoda; Arachnida; Sarcoptiformes; Oppiidae
Product: kelch-like protein 7
Exons: 5
Coding region: 36-524 (162 amino acids)
Molecular function (GO): protein binding
Source: RefSeq, a predicted model, not a curated record
AAUAUUUUCAACCGGAAACAAAUGAGUGGAAAUUUAUGCAAUCAAUGUCCCGAAAACAUCAUUAUCACCAAUUGAUUGCACACUCUGACGGCUAUUUGUACUCAAUUGGUGGUAAUGUUAACAAUGAUGAUAAUAAGGCAUCAAAUUUUGUUGAAAAAUAUGAUCUAGCUAAUAAAUCGUGGACACCUGCAGCUAGUAUGAUCAAUGAAAGAUCAUCGUUUGGUUCAGUAUCAUUUAUGGACAAACUGUAUAUAUGCGGCGGUAAAGGCUAUGCAGUGUCGACGGCACUAAAUAGCUGUGAAAUGUAUGAUUCAAUUACAGAUAAAUGGAUACAAAUAGCUUCAAUGCAAGAAAAACGUAUUUAUAUGGAACUAUUGAAAUACAAUGAUAAACUAUAUGCUAUUGGAGGAGAAAAUUUAAACACAUUUGAAGUCUAUGAUUAUAAAUCCAAUAGUUGGAGUCAUACAACACUAUUGCCGACAAAAAUGUGGGAUUUUGGGGCUACAGUUAUCAAAGAAGUGUAA